Dichomitus squalens LYAD-421 SS1 is the source of this 624-nucleotide messenger RNA. RefSeq lists its product as uncharacterized. The record is from RefSeq and is a predicted model, not a curated record. Bases 1 to 624 code for a protein of 207 amino acids. The transcript is spliced from 3 exons. NCBI's taxonomy places the organism in Eukaryota, Fungi, Basidiomycota, Agaricomycetes, Polyporales, Polyporaceae.
AUGUCGUUCACCGGGUCAGCGACCGCGAGUAAUACUUCUGCAUUUGGACAUGUGAAUCUCAUGCACGAUACGCUCAUUGCGAAUCUCCAGCUCUCCGACAUGCAGGCAAUCACCCGAGCCCUCCUGUGCUCUAGUCCACCAGAGGUUACAGCAGCAUUCGUCACAGCGGUAUGGACGCGGCUGAAGAAGACGGCGACGGCAUGCGAGGUUCCAAAGCCGGUCACCCUGUUCGUCGCAGCAGAGUGUAUCGAUAGCGCUUGGAAGCCUAGCGGGGAGCUCGGAGAAGUACUCCGCAGGAGCCGCGUAUUGUACGGCGCUGGCAUGGGUCUUGCAAGUUUGAAGAUCCUCACUGCGGUCGUGAUUGGGGCGGCUCGUCCAGGAUGGGUGCCAGACGACGAGAUGGAAGACUAUCUCGCCGUUAUCGACGCGGACAUUUGUCAGGCAAUCGUCAGCUCGAAGCAGGAGAUAGACGCAGGAGUCACAAACAGUCAGGAGGUGGCCGACGUACGGCAGGGAAUGCUUGACGCUCUGGAGGAUUGCAGGGCUGCGAUGCAAGAGGCGUUCCCGUUUGAACGGGGGUACAUGGACGCUAAGGGAUGGAGGAUGGCCCGUCGUCUUGGAUAG